Hipposideros armiger (great roundleaf bat) is the source of this 543-nucleotide messenger RNA. RefSeq names its product CD9 molecule (gene CD9). Bases 148 to 528 code for a protein of 126 amino acids. Lineage: Eukaryota; Metazoa; Chordata; Mammalia; Chiroptera; Hipposideridae. Gene Ontology annotation, cellular component: plasma membrane. The record is from RefSeq and is a predicted model, not a curated record. The transcript is spliced from 4 exons.
GCUCGGUAAGGAGUGGCACUUUUUUAAAAGUGCGAGCCUGAGGCCAGCCAGCAGCCAGCAGCCCGUCGGUCCCAACCUGGUCCCGCCCGUCCCUGCCGCGCGCCCCGGUCCCACACCAGUGCAGUUCAGGACAGUCCAGCCCGCACCAUGCCGGUCAAAGGAGGCACUAAGUGCAUCAAAUACCUGCUUUUCGGCUUUAACUUCAUCUUCUGGCUUGCCGGAAUUGCCGUCCUUGCCAUUGGACUAUGGCUCCGAUUCGACUCUCAGACCAAGAGCAUCUUCGAGCAAGAAAACAAUCAUUCCAGCUUCUACACAGGAGUUUAUAUUCUGAUUGGUGCCGGUGCUCUCAUGAUGCUGGUGGGCUUCCUGGGCUGCUGUGGGGCUGUGCAAGAGUCCCAGUGCAUGCUGGGAUUGUUCUUUGUCUUCCUCUUGGUGAUAUUUGCCCUUGAAAUAGCUGCGGCCAUCUGGGGAUAUUCCCACAAAGAUGAGGUAGGUUUUUCCUGUAAGAUCUCUUGGGACCUGCAGUGAUAUGGGAUUGGGAGC